Ziziphus jujuba (common jujube) is the source of this 2266-nucleotide messenger RNA. RefSeq lists its product as uncharacterized. The transcript has 10 exons. The coding region runs from base 690 to 1787 and encodes 365 amino acids. Lineage: Eukaryota; Viridiplantae; Streptophyta; Magnoliopsida; Rosales; Rhamnaceae. The record is from RefSeq and is a predicted model, not a curated record.
AAAAGAAAAAAGAAAAAAAAUGAAUUCGGUGGUUUUGCUUUAAAACAAAGCCUUGUACAGUUUGCAGAUGGUGAGAGAGAAUUGAAUUUUUAAAAACAGUUUCCGAAAAGUUAUUUUUGAAAAACACUUUUUUUUUUUUUUUUUUAAAUCAGAAAUAAAAUUUUAAGCGCUUGACUGAAAAAAAAAAAAAAAACAAAAAAAAAAAACAAAACAAAACAGUGAAUUCGGUGGUUUUGAUUUAAAACAAAGUCCUGUACAGUUUGUGGUUGGCGUUCCAAAAAAAAAAAAAAAGAAAAAAAGUGUUUUGGGGAAAGAGAAGAAGUCGUAAAAAUUGGAGGGAGAUGAUCUAUCUAUCAAAGUGCUAAAUCGCUGUUCUCAAGCUGCGUCAAUGAAUUUGGAUUUGAAAGGUGUUGGACUUUUUCAGCCGGAGGGACUUCUAGGCUCAUAUAUAUACUGGACUCUGAAUAGGGGAUGUGUAGCUAUGGAGGGUUUUCUAGGGUUCAUCCAGAGGUAAAGGAGGGAAGGAAAUGGAGAAUUGUUUGAAAGCUUAACAGUUUUCUUUUUAACACUGAUAUUAAAUUGGGGGAAGUAGGGUUAUCAAAUUGGGUAUUACAAACCUCAACAAGAAAUUCUCACGAGAGAAGGUCCUUAGCAGAUUCAAAGCACUGGAGCUGUAUACUUUUUGAUGGAUGAUCAUGGGCUUGCAUAACUUGCCAUUUGAAGUUGGCGAUGAGGUAGAAUCAAGAUCGUUCAUUCAAGGUUUUCGUGGUGCAUGGUUCAGGUGCAAGAUACAUGACAUUGGCUGGAGAUUAAAUCAGCUGGCACAUAAGUUGGAGUAUGCUGACUUUCCAGAUGAAAAAAAAACCUGGAUAAAAUUAUAUCAGAGGCCCCCAGGUAUUAGUUCAAGGUCAAGGAAGACAAAGCUGCCACUGAUGGUGCGCCCCUCCUUUCCUACUAUCUGCCACAAAAGUGAAAUGCCUGACAUUAAUACAAUCAAAGAAGUGGUAGUUAUCAUUGCUGAUAGUUGGAAGGUGGGAGAUUUAGUAGAUUGGUGGUUUGAUUCUUGCUAUUGGUCAGGAAAAAUAAUUGAAAUAUUGGGGGAUGAGAAGGUUAAGAUAGAGUUGCUACCUCCUCCUGCUGGUGAAGGAUCAACGUAUGAUGUUUUCUGCAAGGACCUGCGCCCAUCCUUGGAUUGGUCUCCUGAAUAUGGUUGGACAGUUCCUACUCCUAUGGAGAGUGAUAAUGGUCAUUCUUGUGCUCAGAUAAUUAAGCCUGUCAAUCAAGUUGCAGUUGUUACUCCAAGCAUGGCUUUGGCCACUAUGCAUGAAGGUGAAAGAAAUGGUGUUCAGCCUACAGCUCAAGCAUCACAAUAUCCUUAUAGACAGGGAGCACAACCUUUAGGUGCUAUGGCAGCUGUGGAAAUGCAGACACCAGGGCCGAAUAUGGAAUCUAGCAUGGCCGAUGAUAGUGGCAUUGGGAAAACCAGUUGCUCUGAUAGUGGUUCAAGUUCACAUUUUAUAGAUUCAUGGACUGAAAUAAGUGGAACUACAGAUGGCCAAGACAGAUUAGAUAAUGAUGGGUCCUUAGAGAAGAAGAGAGUUGAUGAAAACAUGUCUCUAAAUUUAAUGUGCACUGAUACUAUAGAAGUUGCAAUUUUGGACUUGGAGGAACUUCUAAGCCGGGUUAAGUGGAUAAAGAGUCUUUUGGGGAUUGGAGUGCCUUUAUCAAAUUCUAGGAGACCUCCGUGGAAAUUCCUGGAACACCGUGCCUCAUCUACACCAAAAUGAGCUUUUUCAUAAUCAUUUGUAAUUCAGGUUUGAUGCCGAAGGAUAGAAUUUGAUUUAUGACAAGCAAGGAGCAUCUCAUCUCUGCUUAUUCUUUGAUUCUUUAUCAAACACCAGUUGGAUGGACCAAGUACAUAGAAUGGGAGAGUAAUCAAGGAGCAGACUGUUGAUUUUGAUUAAAGAAGGAUUCUUUUCAAACUUGAAACCUAAUUUUAAAAGCCAACGAAGGAAUUUCUUCACUAUAAUGUAAUUUCUGCUGGCAAUUGGGUAAUUCUAAUCGAAUCUUGAGCUUUUUUGUUUUGGGACAUCGUUCCAUUGUGCUGACUUAAGCUCACAUUUGAAAGUUUUGCAAGGUAAAAUUGUUUGCGAAACUGGUUUUGUUUUCUUAUUAUAUAUAUAUAUAUAUAUACUGUUUUGGGACUCAAAAACCUCGUUACAUUGUGCUGACUUAAGCUCAUAUUUGAAAGUUUUGCUAGAUAAAA